This is a messenger RNA of Drosophila miranda, 1302 nucleotides long. Its product is annotated as serine/arginine repetitive matrix protein 2-like. The coding region runs from base 1 to 1302 and encodes 433 amino acids. The record is from RefSeq and is a predicted model, not a curated record. The transcript has 5 exons. Lineage: Eukaryota; Metazoa; Arthropoda; Insecta; Diptera; Drosophilidae.
AUGAGAUCGGUGAAUCUGGAUAACAUGCCAAGCACUAUCAGAGCCGCCACGACGGAUAGGCCCCGAGAUCUCCUGCUGAUUCAGCAGGCCAAGCCCGCAGGCAGCAACAACAGCAGCAACAACAACAACAACAGGGCCUCGCCCGGUGGCAGCCACACGUACAUCGAUGCGGACGCCGCCACUGCCGCUGCCGUGGCGAGCCUGCGCAGCAAGGUGCCCUCCAUAUCUAUAAUCCCGCUGCCGGUGUCCACCACGAUCGUGACCAGAAGUGGCCCGGCAACCCAGACCACCCAGCCGCCGCAGCUAACGCAUGCUCGCAGCACCUCCAAAAAGGCCACAGCCACAUCUCCGCCUCUGGCCUUCCUCUCGGAUGCAGGUGGAUCGGGAACUGCAGCCACUCCCGCACUGGCGAUCCUGCAACGACCGCAGCAGCAGCACCAGUACCAGCAGACCGACAAGUGCACCGUGCUGAAGCUGGACAUGCACUCGAUAGAACAGCAGCUGAGCGAACUGGAGGCCGCCGACGAGGAGGAGGAGAACAUGGCCAACCUGCUGGGGAGCACGCCGCCGGCCCAGAUCCUGGCCAACCAGCCCAUCAUCGUGAAGAUCGAGCCGACCCAGGCCUUCCAUAUCGUGGACGAGGGCGAUACGCGGGUGCUAAGCCUGCCCCUUAGCGAUGCCGACAAGUUGGGGGCCAGCUGGAUCGACCUCAAGGACAUUACCGGCCUUCAGGCGGGCAGCGGGGCCGCGCUGCUGGAUGUGUGCUUCGAGCAGACCAAUGAGGACGGCACCAUCAUAGCCACGGAGCCCCCAGACCCCAAGAGAGUGGCCAGGCAGCAGCCGGCGCGAACGCAGCUCAAGUACAUGUCGGAGCCCCCGGCCCUGGCCAGGUCGAGCAGCUUCAGCAGCCUGAGCAGCUUCAGCAGCAUCAGCAACAUCAGCUCCGUCUGCAAGACCAUGACCAGCAACACCAGCGAAAGCACCAUCAGCAAUCCCGUCAUCAUCAGCUACCAGCAUCCCAAGGGGCGGAACCGGCCCAAGGAGGGAACGCCACCGCCAAUGUCGCUGCUCAUCGCACAGAAGCCCGCUGCAACGACAGCACAGGGAACAUCUGCCACAUCGGCCAGAGAGAGCCACGGCAGCAGCAGCAGCACCAGCAGCAAUGCCAUGACAGACGACACCCCGCUCCCGAGCAAUAUGCUGAGUGCCAGGACCUGGCCCUGGCUGAAAGUGCGUAGCAAAAGUAUUCACAUGACUGGCCAAGCCAUUCUGUACAUCAAGGUGUUCAAACUGACGACAUAG